Cuscuta epithymum is the source of this 1269-nucleotide messenger RNA. The record is from the annotation of a GenBank genome assembly. NCBI's taxonomy places the organism in Eukaryota, Viridiplantae, Streptophyta, Magnoliopsida, Solanales, Convolvulaceae.
UGUAAAGUCAGGUUGCAUCCUUUGUACCAAUUUUGACUUGGUCCAGAUGCUCCAAUCCCUUCCCAUCUGCCAGUAUGCCACCAUUAUCCAGAGGACGUGGUCUGCUUUAGUCCAAAACAUUUUAUGCGGAGUAUAUCUUUUCGAAAGGGCAGGUGGAGCGCUAUUCUACCAACCCAGGCGCAGGCCGUUCGUGUCGGCCACUUCCCACCGGUGGAGACGGCAGUCGCAGCAGAGCAAGGGCGGCCCGAAGGCUUAUAUCCGGCGGAAGCUCGACCGAACUACUGAACAUACUUAUUCUGAGCUCGAAAAACCCCCAUUAAUGGCGGAAUCAUGAAGCUCUCCACCGGUAUAUCCCACAGGUCGCGUCGGCCGAGUCGUGGAAGCUCGAACGGCGACCGACCAGGAGGGGGAGUAACCAGCGGUUGACCGGCGAUGAUGACGGCGGUGUGGUGAUGCUCUGGCGGCGGAGUUGCUCCGGCGAACAGGAGCGAGGCGCGAACCUGCGACCGUCGCCCAGUCACGCUGUAGAUGACGAGCAGCUAGGAGAGCCCGAAACUGGUUUCCUCAGGUCGCUGGUCCACCGGACCGAUCCCCGUCCACAGUUGCCUUCCCCGACCAACAGAGCUUUGCACCGGAAUUCCUCUUCUUCUCUGAUCUAGAACUCCUCAGAAUUCUUCUUUCCAGGAUAUCUUUUUCUCCUUUUUUGUUGAAAUCAGUCCUUCUGGUAUCAAUUUUUGUGUAGAAACUCAAGAACACUAAAACACAUGAAUCUUUUUGGACAGAUUCCCACAGACGGCGCCAGUGUUGAGUAUAAUCCAACACGAUAUAAUAAAUAUAUGUAUAAAUGUGUAAGAACAACUCAGUUUUUACGUGGAAACCCGAAAGGGAGAAAACCACGGGACUUUUUAGGCUAAUGUCCAAGCCCUCUCUUUCUCAUUAGGACUCUCCUCACAAUUACAUUGUACAAGCUCCCAUUAAUGGAGUAUUUGAGCUAAGUUUAAGAGAAGGAGGAAGAUGAAUCUAAAAGAGGAUCCCUAAAACAUGGAGGGAAGCCUCCUAUAAAUAGGGGAAGGGGAGAAGGGGCUCUCCACCCUAAUGGGCCAAACGGGCCAGAGUGGGCCCAAAUGGCUAAAGUGGGCCGGAUGGGCCGAAAUGGGCCUAGUUGCUCGGGCCCUGUACUACGUAAAGCCUUGGACUCAUGAACAGUAAUAGGCCGGGAUAAUAUAUCCCAACAGUAAUCAACACAAUUCUAAGAUUAUACUUGACUCC